Messenger RNA from Macrosiphum euphorbiae (potato aphid), 203 nucleotides. Lineage: Eukaryota; Metazoa; Arthropoda; Insecta; Hemiptera; Aphididae. The record is from the annotation of a GenBank genome assembly.
AUGAAUACCGAUCCUCUCAAACUUUCGCCGCGUUCAGAAACCAUCGUACCAAUCGCUAGCACGAGACCGGAAGGAACAGCUUUAGUACUUCAUUCACAAAUUCUACAAGGAGAAAACGUCCGUCUCGGAAAUGUGGUAAACACAGUUAAGCAUGGAAAAAUAUUAGCUAUUGCCAUCAACACUUCAGAAGAGCACAUUACGAU